Messenger RNA from Oncorhynchus nerka (sockeye salmon), 3093 nucleotides. RefSeq names its product serine/threonine-protein kinase NIM1-like. Gene Ontology annotation, biological process: microtubule cytoskeleton organization; intracellular signal transduction; protein phosphorylation. Gene Ontology annotation, cellular component: cytoplasm. Gene Ontology annotation, molecular function: protein serine/threonine kinase activity; ATP binding; tau-protein kinase activity. The record is from RefSeq and is a predicted model, not a curated record. The transcript is spliced from 5 exons. Bases 1684 to 3084 code for a protein of 466 amino acids. NCBI's taxonomy places the organism in Eukaryota, Metazoa, Chordata, Actinopteri, Salmoniformes, Salmonidae.
CUGCAGAGAUGGUUGUCCUUCUGGAAGGUUCUCCUAUCUCCACAGAGAAAUUCUAGAGCUCUGUCAGAGUGACCAUCGGGCUCUUGGUCACCUCCCUGACCAAGGCCCUUUACACCGAUUGCUCAGUUUGGCUGGGCGACCAGCUCUAGGAAGAGUCUUGGGGGUUCCAAACUUCUUCCAUUUAAGAAUGAUGGAGGCUAACUGUGUUCUUAGGGGAUCUUCAUAUUGAAGAAAUGUUUUGGUACCCUUCCCCAGAUCUGUGCCUCGACACAAUCCUGUCUCGGAGCUCUACGUACAAUUCCUUCAACCUCAUGGCUUGGUUUUUGCACUGACAUGCACUGUCAACUGUGGGACCUUAUAUAGACAGGUGUGUGCCUUCCCAAAUCAUGUCCAAUCAAUUGAAUUUACCACAGGUGGGCUCCAAUCAAGUUGUAGAAACAUAUCAAGGAUGAUCAAUGGAAAUAGGAUGCACCUGAGCUCAAUUUCGAGUCUCAUAGCAAAUGGUGUGAAUAGGUAUUUCUGUUUUUUAUUUUUUAUAAAUUUGCAAAAAUGUCCAAAAACCUGUUUUUACUUUGUCAUUAUGGGUAGAUUACAGAGGAUGUAUUUUAUCUCCAUUUUAGAAUAAGGCUAUUUUUUACCUUUAUUUAACUAGACAAGUCAGUUAAGAAUAAAUUCUUAUUUUCAAUGACGGCCUAGGAACAGUGGGUUAACUGCCUGUUCAGGGGCAGAACGACAGAUUUGUACCUUGUCAGCUCAGGGGUUUGAACUUGCAACCUUCCUGUUACUAGUCUAACGCUCUAACCACUAGGCUACCCUGCCGCCUCUACACUCUAACCACUAGGCUACCCUGCCGCCUCUACACUCUAACCACUAGGCUACCCUGCCGCCUCUACACUCUAACCACUAGGCUACCCUGCCUCUAUAAUGUAACAAAAUGUGGAAAAAGUCAAUGUGUCUGAAUACCUUCCGAAGGCCCUGUAUAUCUGGGUCAUGAUUCGUCUAUGUCAUCUCCCUCAGUGACCCCUAGCCUUAUAAGAAGUUGGAAUGGAAGACUGUGGCUUUUGGUCCAUUUCCUGUAUACCCCUUUGAUAUCUGGGGUGAAAUAAGAGUUAGGUUGUUAUGUUUAGGUCAAUUAGUGAUUUGUCAUAUGUAUGUGGUAUAACAGUUUGUCACCACGCAGACUCCCACCUUUUGGUCCUUCAUUUGAUAAAUGUUUAUUUCCCUUACCAGGAGUGUGAGAUUAUUUGUAAUUGACAUUUCCCAGAACCCAAACUCUCCCGACCCCUGUGAUGCUUUCAAUUGAACUCUUAUAUAAUGUCACAUGUCUGUCUGUUUGGUCUGUGACCGGGUCAUGGUUGGUCAGACAGACAGUCAUAAGAUGGGUCCAGUCUAAGGGUUUGAAUAGCCUGUGUAGAAUGUUCUGUCUGUGUGGGAGGAGCCAGACACAGAGGGGAUUAUGGGUAUUGACAUUGCAGAGUGGCAACAUCUCACUGACAGUUCUAACACGACAGACACACGGAGAGAGGGAAGGAGAGCAAGAGAAAGGAACAGUGGAUUUCUCGAGUCCUCAAACACCAGCACUGACUGAGCCCAACUACUAGGACAAUUACUACAUUCUUUGAGACCUUGGAGAACUAUCCAAGGACUACCAGGAACACUGUCAGCCCACCCUGACCAUCAGCCAUGUUUCAGAUGCAGAGGAAAAGCGUCAAAGCGGCGAGGAGCAACAAGACAGAGGCUAAAGAGAAGGUCCUUUGGAACAAAGCUCAGCAGACGAUAGCUCAGCGAUGUGGAGACCCGAAAGAGGGAGGGAAGGAGGAGAACGUCAAGGAGAACAAGGAGAACCAGCUGAGGUUUCGUGGGGAUGCGGUGGAGGACGUUGAAGAGGUGAAGCCGGAGAGGCAGAGUGUUUUCGAUAAAGCUGUCUAUGACCUGGCCCACACGGAGAGGGUGAUGAAUGACCUGAUGUUCGGAAGGAGGGUGGCCUUCUACGAGCUGAGAGGGGAGAUCGGCUGUGGAAACUUCUCCCAGGUGAAACUGGGCUUUCAUGACCUAACUAAAGAGAGAGUGGCAGUUAAGAUCAUGGAUAAAGUCAAACUGGACAAGAGGUCCCACGUGCUGUUUGCCUCAGAGAUCGGGUGCAUGGAGAGGCUGUCCCACCCCAACAUAGUGCGUCUGUACGAGGUGGUGGAGACGUUUAAGCGGCUGUACCUAGUGAUGGAGUACGCCAGUGGAGGAGAUCUGUUCUCACGCAUUACCACCAGGGGUAGACUCUCAAACCUGGAAAGCAAACUCGUCUUUUCCCAAAUUCUGGCUGCAGUCAAACACAUGCAUGAUAACAACAUAGUCCACCGGGACCUGAAGGCAGAGAACGUUUUCUACACCACCACAUACUGCGUCAAGGUAGGCGACUUCGGCUUCAGCACCUCCUCGCGCCCCGAUGACGUCCUCACUAGCUUCUGCGGCUCCACGCCCUACGUCGCCCCAGAGCUCUUCAAGGACAAAGGCUACGUGGGCCAGUCCGCUGACGUCUGGGCCCUGGGUGUACUACUCUACUUCAUGACUACAGCCAUGUUACCCUUCAACGCUGCCAACCUCAGCCGGCUGAAGGUCUGCAUCCUUCAGGGCUCCUUCACCAUCCCAGCCUACGUGCCCGACCCCUGCCACCAGGUCAUCCAGGACAUCCUGAGGCCCGUGCCCGCCGACCGUCUCUCCGUGGCUCAUAUCAUGACCUACACCUGGCUGAAGGGCAUUGAUUACCCCCAGGCGUACCCCUCCUCCCGCCCGACCCCAGCCCACCUGGUGGAGCCCUCCAGGGUCCUGGGUACAGAUGAGCUAGAUGUCAAGGCAGCUCUGGCAGACCUGGGGAUAACAGAGAGCCACCUGGUGAACAACGCCUGCCAUGACUUGAGGAGCCCUGUGACGGGGGCCUAUAGGAUCCUGCUGCACCGUAUCCAUAAAAGGAAGAAAGUGGAGGCGGUGGGGUACAGCGCUGAGUGUCACAAAGACCUCCAGGUCAAGAGACGCUGGAGCGAGGGUACCUUACCUCUGUUGAGGCCUUCUGCUGUGUGUGUAGUCAUGUAGAGGGGAAGG